Messenger RNA from Symbiodinium necroappetens, 1842 nucleotides. The record is from the annotation of a GenBank genome assembly. Lineage: Eukaryota; Dinophyceae; Suessiales; Symbiodiniaceae.
AUGUUGCCGGAGCAGUUGGCCGUGGUGACAAGUUCGGCCUUGGUCGCUUUGCAGUUCUUGAUUUGGUGCGGCCUGGCGCGCUGCCCCGGGUACUGCAAAGACGGUCACAAAUGGAAUGCCAUUGUGCAAGGUAGCAAGACCAAGGUGAAGACGGCAGAGGGCAGUUCGGAAGAAGGGCAGGGAAAGCGGAAGCGCACAUCAUCUCAAGAGCCUCGACAGAGUCAACAUCCCCUUUUCCGCUGUUACUACCGCCCAGCUUCUCCGAAGAAGCGCGGACGCCCGACCAAGGCCAGUCUUGCUGAGCUCGCGGGGAAAGAGCCCGUAUGUAAAGGUGUGCAAUGCCGGCAAGCCGCUUCAUGGCGCAAGUUCUGUCCGGUGGCAGACUUGCUACCGGAUAGCAUCAGAGGCUGGUGGAUGACCGUAGGCAAGAUCUACAACAUCAUCCGGUCCUACCUCGUCGCUUUCUUGCAGAAGCAGAACACCCAGCUAUUGGGCAGCCCACGACACAUUUGUUGCGUGGAUGAAUGUUUCUUGGCCAAGCGCAAACCGUCCAAGCAACUCCGGGGCCGUACCACACGCCCCAUGCGCAUGCUAGUGGUCGGCAUUGUCGAAUUGGACCGUGAGACUAAGAAGGAAACAGGUCGGGUGGUUCUUCGGUUGGUGCGCAACAGGUCGAGUUGGACAUUGACGAAUUUGGUCCGCAGCGUUGUCCGGCCUGGCACCACCGUUGUCACAGACGAAUGGCGCGGCUAUAACGGACUGCGCAAGGCAGGAUACAACCACGUGAAGGUGAACCAUAGCAAGAACCAGAAGGUCAAUGCAGAAGGUUUGGGAACCAAUCCUGUGGAAGGCCUGUUUUCGAGGGUUCGACGAUUCUUGCGACAGAACUAUGUCAGGAUGCCUUCGCGCAAGAACUAUGGAUUGCUGCUUGCAGAGUAUUGCUGGCGACGCAGUGUGUUGGGGGAGCAGACCUUGCCCCCCAGACAAUGGCCGAAAGCAGCUUUCUGGCGUUUGUUGGCGACCAUGAAGGAGGUUGUUCCGCGCGAUUACUUGGUGAGGCGAGCUUCUUACCAGCAAGAGGAUGGAUCCUUGCUGACGGAGGAGCCCUGGGAGGGCAAAGAGUCCGACCGGAUUGAUUUCGGGAAAUUCAUCCCGAAAGAUGUCCGGCGGACCGGGCACGACAUCGCCAUGACACCACAAGACGUUUACUGCGCGCCAUAUUAUCGCAGUAACGUCGAGUGGUCUUUGGCGGAGGAGGACUCGGCCCAAGCUGGGUUUGCCCGGGUUUUGCCCAUGGAGGAUCCAGACCCUAUUUUCGAUGAGGGCUACGAGCCCACUGGCCGACCCCCAUUAAGGCAAGGCAGGGGGCGGGGCGGGAUGCGUGGGGGCCGUCGAUGGUCUCGACCAAUGAAGGGUCAAGCAUCUGGCCGAUGGUCUCGACCACUUGGGGGGGAAGCAUCUGGCAAGAUUGGGCCAGUGCCGCCCCUAGAUUUGGAUUCCGACACGGAGAGUGAGCCAAAGAAAGGGAUGGAACGUGAGGCCGCAGUUCUUUUGGAUCUUGACUUCGAGGAUGCCUUCGCCCAGUUCUUGGAGCCCGAGAAGCCAGGCAAGCACGAAGCCGGAAAUAUGGAGUUCGCCGUCCUUCCCAUAACCGGCGAUUGUGCUUGCCUUUACCGCGCUCUUCUCCUCGGCACGCAACUCCGUUCUGGAGUAGCACGUGGCAGGCUUCAGGCUUGGUGUCAAGAAAUUUCGGGAUGGAUAAGGAAGCAUACCCUCUUACAUUAUAUAACAGUGACAGGACCCUAUGCCCGCCGUGCAAGAGCUCAGGGAGGAUGUCUGUGA